Messenger RNA from Thunnus maccoyii (southern bluefin tuna), 2088 nucleotides. Its product is annotated as voltage-dependent P/Q-type calcium channel subunit alpha-1A-like. Gene Ontology annotation, cellular component: neuronal cell body; voltage-gated calcium channel complex; membrane. The transcript has 4 exons. The record is from RefSeq and is a predicted model, not a curated record. The coding region runs from base 713 to 1222 and encodes 169 amino acids. Gene Ontology annotation, molecular function: high voltage-gated calcium channel activity. Gene Ontology annotation, biological process: chemical synaptic transmission; calcium ion import across plasma membrane. NCBI's taxonomy places the organism in Eukaryota, Metazoa, Chordata, Actinopteri, Scombriformes, Scombridae.
GGCACCGCGCUCCCGCGCUCUCCUCCCUGUUGCUAUGGAAACAGGGCCGGUCCAGGUGGAGCCACUGGCUGGCGUCUCCCCGGUCACGUGGGAGUCUUCUCGAUAAGGAGCCGGGGAGAAAGCGGCGUCCCUGCAUUCUCAUCAGCGGCGAGUUCAUGGAAACAAGAAGAAGAGAAGCGGACAGCGGGUGUUAUUGAGAGUGAGGCGAAGAGAAGAGUCAUUCAGCGGUUCACUCGCAUCUUCAAGGGAACAGAAAUGAUGCCUGUGGACGUUUUCUGGAAGAAAACAGAUUGUUGUUAAUCCUCACAGUGACGGUUGGCGGUGUUUUGUCUGCGGCAGUGUUUUGUGUUAAUGAAACAGGCUGUUUGGUAGAAGGCACAUCUGUAGAGUGGACUCCCUCUGAGGACCUGGCCAGUCCGCCGGAGGAGGAACACCCAUGGAAAAUGAUGCAUCAUGGAAUCUGAAAAUCUAAACUUUGAGCAACAAUUUCAUGUCGGGAGAGUGAAAGCAUGGGAAGCAGCAGACUGACGCUGAUGAAAAAGAGACUUCCUCUCCUUGUUUCGUUGUGAAUGUUUGACUCUUCUGUUCGUGGACGACACACGCACUUCAAGGACCUGGGGGACGGGACGACUGUGUGUGUUGUGAUGCUUCUUCUCCAUUUCUUUUCUGGUGUCAGUUUUGGUUUCUCCAGCAAGAUCUGUGCUAUCCCAGAAUGGCUCGCUUUGAAGACGAACUGUCCAGCCGCUAUGGAGGCAGCUGUCCCACGGGCCCGGCCAGAGGGGCCAUCCGGCAGCCGGGGCCUCCGGGGGUCCAGAGGAUGUACAAGCAGACGAUGGCCCAGAGAGCCAGGACCAUGGCCAUUUACAACCCCAUCCCAGUCAAACAGAACUGCCUCACCGUUAACCGCUCUCUGUUCAUCUUCAGUGAGGAUAAUAUCAUACGGAAAUAUGCGAAAAAGAUCACCGAAUGGCCUCCAUUUGAGUACAUGAUCCUGGCCACCAUUAUAGCAAACUGCAUCGUGCUGGCCUUGGAGCAACACCUACCGGCCUUAGACAAAACACCGAUGUCAGAGCGUUUGGACGACACAGAGCCCUACUUUAUUGGAAUAUUUUGUUUUGAGGCUGGCAUCAAGAUCAUCGCCCUGGGCUUUGCCUUUCACAAAGGCUCCUACCUGCGUAAUGGCUGGAAUGUAAUGGACUUUGUGGUGGUCCUAACAGGCUGAAGAUGCUCUGGAAGAAUGUCAGGAACACAUACUGUAUGUCAGGAAGGAAAGAGGCAGGGGAAGCCAUGUCUUUCCUCGAGACAUCAACAGCUUUUGUCAGUAGCUGUGGUCUACAGUCGAGGGAAAAGGAGGACAUUUGAGUGGAUAACCAGUUAACAAAUGAAACAAAUUCAACAUAUUACUAUGGGGCAUAACAUUGGUGAGACAGAGGGGGUCCAUUCAUUUGACAUGGUAUGACUUAUCAGAUAUUUUUGGACAGAAUAUACAGCGAUCUAGACUGGAGCAGGAGGAGGCAGAGCAAGUGCAGUCAGGAGAGCGAGGGAGAGAUGACUGCAACUGCAGCUACUGCAGCUCUGCAAUCUACUGCUAAGGCACCCACAAAAGAAAGAGCAGGGAUUUCCUGGAGCAGUAUUUGGGAGGAAAGAUGCAAGAGAACAGCAGCAUGCCGGGGAGCAUGAGAAGAGAGAUGACGUACAUGUGUUUCUCAUGAGAUUGGCUCUGUCUUCAGACAGGCAGGCAUGUCUCAAAGUUAGGAUGCAGGAGAUGCUAAGGAGCAGUUAAGGGAGACCACGGUGCAAAUGGUCAUAUUUCCAUGAGACUUGACCAGCAGGAGAGUGAGUGAAAUACUGGCACCUUCAGUGCCUCAGCUGAUGCUCUGUUCCCUUGAAGACUCCUAAUGGCACUCCUAACCCUAACCCUGCUGUCUACAUCAUCUGCCACCUACUGGACUAUCAUUUUAGCAGUUUAGCAACAUACCAAGUUAACAAUGUAUCUACAUUAUGGCAAAUUAUAUACAGGUCUGCAAGCCUGACAAGUCUGACAUCAUGGACAAAUGGGAGCUGGGCAUUCAUGUAACCUAAAUAUGA